AUGAGUAAGGCCUAUGACCGUGUGGAGUGGGACUUCAAGCAAAAAGUUAUGAUAAAGAUGGGAUUUGCUGACAUACGGGUAAAUUUGGUGAUGGAGUGUGUUUCUACUGUUAGUUACUCACUACUAAUCAAUGGCAUCCCUCAAGAGCUUUUCUCACCUUCUAAAGGUAUCAGGCAGGCAGAUCCUCUCUCUCCCUACCUCUUCAUUAUUUGUUCUGAAUUCCUAAACCAUAGCCUUAACCAAGCUGAACUGCAGGGCCUUAUUUAUGGAAUCCCAACUAUUCGAGGGGGCCUACAUGUGACUCACCUACUAUUUGCAGAUGACAGUCUAGUUUUCUGUAGAUCAAACCCAACUGAGUGGAAUAGACUACAGCAAGUCCUCAGCAAGUAUGAACAAGUUACUGGCCAAAGACUUAACCUUGAUAAAACUUCUAUCUUCUUUGGUAACAACACCAAGCUAGAGGUUCAAGAAACCAUCCUCUAG
Molecule: messenger RNA, 483 nt
Organism: Carya illinoinensis
Lineage: Eukaryota; Viridiplantae; Streptophyta; Magnoliopsida; Fagales; Juglandaceae
Exons: 1
Coding region: 1-483 (160 amino acids)
Source: RefSeq, a predicted model, not a curated record